AUGGCAGUCCUGGUGCUCGUGGUGUGGCUGGCAGCUCCGGCAGACAUGGACAAGCACAGAGGCACAGGCGGCUUCAGUGGAGCCAAACAGCCACAGGGGUCAGCGAAUGAAGUGUACAGAGAGCGACUGCACCUGCUCACGGUCACACUUCGUAUUCUCACUAACAGCAGCUUCCAAAACAACUACACCAUGGUACCUGAUUGUACAGAUUUAGCUGCAGUACUGUCAAAGUAUUACCUGCCAACACUUUAUGGAAUUGAGUUCUGUGUUGGUUUCCUGGGCAACCUAUUGGUUGUACUUGGUUAUAUAUUUUGUUUGCCAAAGUGGCAGAGCUGCAAUAUUUAUCUUUUCAAUCUUGCAGUCUCUGACGUAAUUUUCCUCUCCACAUUGCCACGCCUCUGCUACCUUUAUUCAAAUGACGAGCAAGAGUACAAUCCCUAUAUUUGUGUUAUCAACCGCUACGUCCUGCAUGUAAAUCUUUACUCCUCUAUACUCUUUAUGGUUUGGCUCAGCAUGGACCGCUUCCUGCUCAUAAAACAUCCAAUGAGGAAUCAUUACCUGCUCAGGCCAAAAACAGGCCAGAUCGUGACAGGACUGAGCUGGCUAGCUGUCAAUGUGGAAGUUGCCCCAAUGAUAGCACUGAUGGUGCAGGACCUAAGGAGAGGAAACUGGAGUCACUGCAGAGAUUUUGCCAGUCUAAAUGGAGAUGUCAAUGUGUUUGCCUACAGCUUAGGGCUGACAGUGAUGGGUUAUAUUCUCCCUCUGCUUGGACUUUGUUUUUUUUCCUACCAAAUAGCACACCUACUGCAUGCACAGGAAAGGGCUCUGCAGCGCACGACAACAUCAUUCAAGCGGCCUCUCAGGGUUGCUGUCUCAGCCGCAGCCUUAUUUCUGGUUCUUUACACUCCCUACCACGUGUUGAGAAAUGUGGCAAUAGCAAGUGUGCAGCCCUGGGCAAAACUGGAGAAUUGUACACAGAUGUACAUAAAGAGCAUCUAUAUCUUGACCCGACCUUUAGCCUUCUUGCACAGCGUAAUUAACCCAGUCUUCUACUUCCUCAUGGGUGACAAGUUCAGAGACCUCCUACAAUCUAAGAUUAGAAAUCUAGUCAGAAAGACAGAGCUGCAAAGAGACCCUUCAUGA
Molecule: messenger RNA, 1143 nt
Organism: Archocentrus centrarchus (flier cichlid)
Lineage: Eukaryota; Metazoa; Chordata; Actinopteri; Cichliformes; Cichlidae
Product: succinate receptor 1
Exons: 3
Coding region: 1-1143 (380 amino acids)
Biological process (GO): G protein-coupled receptor signaling pathway
Cellular component (GO): plasma membrane
Molecular function (GO): G protein-coupled receptor activity
Source: RefSeq, a predicted model, not a curated record